Molecule: messenger RNA, 1883 nt
Organism: Notothenia coriiceps (black rockcod)
Lineage: Eukaryota; Metazoa; Chordata; Actinopteri; Perciformes; Nototheniidae
Product: ras-specific guanine nucleotide-releasing factor 2-like
Exons: 7
Coding region: 246-953 (235 amino acids)
Biological process (GO): Ras protein signal transduction
Cellular component (GO): plasma membrane
Molecular function (GO): guanyl-nucleotide exchange factor activity
Source: RefSeq, a predicted model, not a curated record
GAGACUUGCUCAUGACUUGCACAUGUAGGACUUACUCCCACCUCUGAUAAUCAUACAGUUAGCUGUAGUGUAGUUUCUUUGCAUCGUGGUGAAUUGAGUUAUAGGUGCAUUCCCAGUAUGUGGAGGUAACGUAGUGUACUAGUACAGUAGUUAUUCCAAACUACUAUUAGGUCUGGACUACAAAUAGUUUGUGUGUGUUCCAGGCCGAGAGUCCUAAAGCGGAGUGUUUUGAGUCCCUCUCGGCCAUGGAGCUUGCAGAGCAGAUCACAAUGCUGGAUCACAUCGUGUUCAGGAGUAUUCCCUACGAGGAGUUCCUCGGUCAGGGCUGGAUGAAGGUCGACAAAACAGAGAGGACUCCGUACAUCAUGAAGACCAGCCAGCAUUUUAAUGAUAUGAGUAACCUGGUGGCGUCUCAGAUCAUGGCCCACACUGACGUUGGCUCCCGAGCUAACUCCAUAGAGAAGUGGCUGGCAGUGGCCGAUAUCUGCCGCUGCCUCAACAACUACAACGGCGUGCUGGAGAUCACCUCGGCUCUGAACCGCAGCCCCAUCUACAGGCUGAAGAAGACCUGGGCCAAAGUCUGCAAACAGACAAAGGCGCUCAUGGACAGGCUGCAGAAGACUGUGUCAACGGAAGGACGGUUCAAGAAUCUCAGAGAGACACUGAAAAACUGUAACCCUCCAUGUGUCCCGUACCUGGGCAUGUACCUCACUGACCUGGCUUUCAUUGAGGAGGGAACACCCAACUUCACAGAGGAAGGCCUGGUUAACUUCUCCAAAAUGAGGAUGAUUUCUCAUAUUAUCCGGGAGAUUCGUCAGUUUCAGCAAUCACCUUACAGGAUAGAGCACCAGCCCAAGGUGACUCAGUUCCUCCUGGACAAGACACUAGUGAUGGAUGAAGAUACCCUCUAUGAUCUCUCGCUGAAGAUCGAACCCCGAGUACUCCCUGGCUAACUUCAUUACACACAAACAUAUUCACUUCGACAAAAUAUACAUCCAUCUUUACAAUAUUAACUAUAAUUAAACACAACUUGAGUUUCUUUCUUAAUGGCGGGGGUCGUUUCAUAAAACACCCCGAGUUAUUGUGCUAAGGAAACUCGGGAGAAAAUGUGCCUUGUUGUGUAAAUAUCUGAUGUGUAUAUUUAGUAAACAGAAUGAACUGUAUAACACACACAACUCUGCCAUACAAUCGUACAGUUAUGACUGUAGAAACAACCAUGUUAACUACUUAAACAUGGCACUAGAAACUAACAUGUUGCUGCUAUCACAUUGUAAAUACUAAACAACCUGCCUCUUUAGUCUUGCACAUAAACAUUGUUAGAUGAUUUGUAUGAUAAUGUCCAGAUUAAUCUGCUCAGUCCCCGGGUAUCAUUUUGUGAAGCAUUUACACAGAAUACAUAAAAGUAACUUGAUGAUGUGUUCAAAGACAUGUUGCUCACUGGGAGCAAACAGUCCCUUGUUUGGCCACUUGGGGCAGCAGAACAAGCUGGAAACAUGAUUAUGAAUUGUUACUUCGAGCUCUGUUUUGGUCUCCACCAACACUUUAGAGGAAUAUCAGUUAAAAAGCUUCACUUUCCCAACAAGCUUUUCUUUAAAUGUGUGUGUUUGCUACACAGUGUUUUUUAUAUAGAGAUUAACCAAAAAAUAGCUGCCCUCUACAGCAAGAAGCAAGGUCUAUGAGAGCUGUAAGACUCAACCAUAUUUGUGAAGUUGCGGGAUGUAGGCCUACUGUAUUGCCCUUAUCAAUAUUUUAAUAUUAAUAAUGCAAUAUUUCUCUGAUGCACACACUGUACACUACCUAGUCAGCACCAAAAAGCAGACCAACAAACAUACUUGCCAACCUUUAGACCUCAGAAAUCGGGAGCAUUUCAAAAUUAAAAUGGG